CCAGACGAGUUGACCAACGCCUUGGAGAUCAGUAACAUCGUCUUCACAAGCAUGUUUGCCCUGGAGAUGCUCUUGAAACUCCUUGCCUUUGGCCUCUUCGGUUACAUCAAGAACCCGUACAACAUCUUUGACGGGAUCAUAGUUGUCAUCAGUGUCUGGGAGAUCAUCGGCCAGUCGGACGGAGGCCUCUCGGUGCUACGAACCUUUCGGCUGCUCCGGGUGCUCAAACUGGUGCGUUUCAUGCCCGCCCUCCGUCGCCAGCUGGUGGUCCUGAUGAAGACAAUGGACAAUGUAGCCACCUUCUGCAUGUUGCUCAUGCUCUUCAUCUUUAUCUUCAGCAUUCUCGGCAUGCAUCUUUUUGGAUGCAAGUUCAGCCUGAAAACUGAUACAGGAGACACAGUUCCAGAUAGAAAGAAUUUUGAUUCUUUACUUUGGGCCAUUGUGACUGUAUUUCAGAUCCUCACUCAAGAGGACUGGAACGUGGUCCUGUACAAUGGGAUGGCAUCUACAUCCUCAUGGGCAGCACUCUACUUUGUGGCCCUCAUGACCUUCGGCAAUUAUGUGCUCUUCAACCUUCUUGUUGCCAUUCUGGUAGAAGGCUUCCAGGCAGAGGGUGAUGCCAAUAGGUCAGACACAGAUGAGGACAAGACAUCUGCCAACUUUGAUGAUGAUUUUGAGAAGCUAAAAGACCUUCGAGCAACAGAGAUGAAGAUGUACUCACUUGCCGUCACCCCAAAUGGACACCUGGAGGGCAGAGGAAGCAUGCCACCUCCUAUAAUCAUGCGCACUGCUGCCACACCAAUGCCCACACCAAAGUGUUCCCCACACAUGGAUUCAGUGCACACUUUUGUGGACUCAAGGAGAGGGAGUAACGCUUCACUAGACCCCUUGAGCUACGAUCAGAAAUCCUUGUCCAGCCUCCGCAGUUCCCCUUGUGCCAACUGGGGCACCAGCAGCAACUGGGGAAGCCGACGCUCAAGUUGGAAUAGCCUGGGCAGAGCCCCGAGCCUCAAGAAGAAGAACCAGUCAGGAGAAAGAGAGUCCUUGCUCUCCGGGGAGGGCAAAGGCAGCACAGAUGAUGACUCUGAUGAUGCCAAGUCCAGCACGGUCAGCAGGCACUCGUUGCACCGCCGGGCAGAGUCCCUGGACUACCGCAGCUCCCUGGACCUGCCUGAGCUGCUCCAGUUGCCCACCAUGCGCCAUUCGCUCAGUGUCAGCCCCAUGGCCGUGCUGCCUGCCGAGUACCAAGACUGCAACGGCAAGAUGGUUCACGUCCCCAGCGAGUUCUUCCUGCGUGUCGAUGGCCACAAGGAGGAUGCCAUAGACUAUGAGGAUGACAUGGAGGAUAGUUACUGCUAUCGAAUUCGUAAAGUCCUGGAGCCCUACAAACCACAGUGGUGCAAGACUCAUGAAGAUUGGUCCCUCUACUUGUUUUCCCCACAGAAUCGGUUCCGGGUGAUGUGCCAGAAAGUCAUUGCCCACAAAAUGUUUGAUCACGUGGUGCUAGUCUUCAUCUUUCUCAACUGCAUCACUAUAGCACUGGAGCGACCAGACAUAGAUCCACACAGCACGGAAAGGAUAUUCCUAAGUGUUUCUAAUUACAUCUUCACAGCAAUCUUUGUGGCUGAAAUGAUGGUUAAGGUGGUAGCUCUUGGCUUUUUCUCUGGGGAGAACACGUAUCUGCAGAGCAGCUGGAAUGUCCUGGAUGGAGUCCUGGUCUUUGUAUCUAUCAUUGACAUUAUUGUCUCCAUGGCAUCAGCAGGCGGAGCUAAGAUCCUGGGUGUCCUUCGUGUUUUGAGACUCCUGCGGACCUUGCGACCUCUCCGAGUCAUCAGCAGAGCCCCAGGUCUGAAGCUGGUGGUAGAAACCUUGAUCUCCUCCUUGAGGCCUAUUGGGAAUAUUGUUCUCAUCUGCUGUGCUUUCUUCAUUAUCUUUGGGAUUUUAGGGGUCCAGCUUUUUAAAGGCAAGUUCUACUACUGCGAUGGUCCUGAUGUGAAAAACAUCACUACGAAGACCGACUGCACUAACGCACGCUACAAAUGGGUUCGGCGGAAGUACAAUUUUGACAAUUUGGGGCAGGCCCUCAUGUCCUUGUUUGUCCUCUCCUCCAAAGAUGGCUGGGUGAACAUCAUGUACGAUGGUUUGGAUGCUGUGGGCAUUGACCAACAGCCUAUCCAGAACCAUAACCCUUGGAUGCUUCUCUACUUCAUCUCCUUCCUGCUCAUCGUCAGCUUCUUCGUGCUCAACAUGUUUGUGGGGGUAGUGGUGGAGAACUUUCAUAAGUGCCGACAGCACCAGGAGGCAGAGGAGGCUCGGCGUCGGGAGGAGAAGCGGCUGAGACGCUUGGAGAAAAAGCGCAGGAGUAAGGAGAUGUACCUGUCUGAAGCCCAACGCAGACCUUACUACGCUGACUAUUCCCCAGCGCGGAAAUACAUUCACACCCUCUGUACCAGCCACUAUCUUGACCUCUUCAUCACGUUCAUCAUUGGGGUCAAUGUCAUCACUAUGUCAAUGGAGCACUACAACCAGCCAAAGUCCCUGGAUGAAGCCCUCAAGUACUGCAACUAUGUGUUCACCAUCGUUUUUGUGUUCGAGGCAGUUCUGAAGUUGGUGGCAUUUGGUUUUCGAAGGUUCUUUAAGGACAGGUGGAAUCAGCUGGAUUUGGCCAUAGUUCUCUUAUCGAUUGUGGGAAUCACACUGGAGGAGAUUGAGAUGAAUGCUGCACUGCCCAUCAAUCCUACAAUAAUCCGCAUCAUGCGAGUGCUGAGAAUAGCAAGAGUGCUGAAGCUGCUUAAGAUGGCCACUGGGAUGCGAGCUCUCCUGGACACAGUGGUACAAGCACUUCCCCAGGUAGGGAACCUUGGCCUACUUUUUAUGCUCCUGUUUUUUAUCUAUGCUGCCCUGGGAGUGGAAUUGUUUGGCAAGCUGG
Antrostomus carolinensis (chuck-will's-widow) is the source of this 2929-nucleotide messenger RNA. RefSeq names its product voltage-dependent T-type calcium channel subunit alpha-1H. Gene Ontology annotation, cellular component: voltage-gated sodium channel complex; plasma membrane; neuron projection. The transcript is spliced from 20 exons. The record is from RefSeq and is a predicted model, not a curated record. Gene Ontology annotation, biological process: transmembrane transport; calcium ion import; membrane depolarization during action potential. The annotation marks the transcript as partial. Lineage: Eukaryota; Metazoa; Chordata; Aves; Caprimulgiformes; Caprimulgidae. Gene Ontology annotation, molecular function: voltage-gated sodium channel activity; low voltage-gated calcium channel activity.